AUGACAAAUACAGCCCUCCUUAAAUUACUUUUGGCCAUGGUGAUCACGUUCAUUUUAAUUUUGCCAGAAUAUUUCAAGACACCGAACGGAAACACGUUGGAGCUAUCAUGCCUGGAAGUAUGCUUACAACCUAAUUUCACCUAUUCAUUCUCCUCUUUAAAUUUUUCUUUCGUGACUUUUCUGCAACCAAUAAAAGAAACUCAGACUAUUAUGGGAAUCUUUCUAAAUCACUCCAGUUUUCAAAACUUCACCAGGAUUUGCCAAGACAUCACAAGUGAAUUUAAAACGUGCUGCUCAUGUUUGGCUUGUGAGUCCAAAGGAAACAUGGAUUUUAUUUCUCAGGAACAAACAUCAAAAGUUCUUAUCAUGAGAGGAUCAAUGGAAGUGAAGGCAAAUGAUUUUCAUUCACCUUGUCAACAUUUUAACUUCACUGUAACUCCUAUGGUUGACCACUUGGAGGAAUAUAACAUUACCUGUAAUCUAAAAACCCACACUAGAAGGUCAGCAAUCAAAGAGGAAGAUCCACCCAAGGAAACAGAUAUAAACCAUACUUGUAGAAUUAUGGAACACCCGAAUAAUUGUAUAAAUAUUUCUUUGCACCUAGAAAUGGAUGUAAAAAAUUUUAUUUGUUCCAUGAAGAUCACUUGGUAUGUUCUGGUUCUAUUAGUUUUUAUAUUUUUGCUCAUCUUCAUUAUCCACAAAAUACUUGAAGCCCACAGGAGAGUGCAGAAGUGUCAGGGUCAUAAAUACAAACCUACAUCUGUCCUCUUAAGAGGAAGUGAUUCUGAGAAACUGCGAACAUUGAACGUGCAGGUUAUUUCAGCAGAGACCACGCAGAGGCUGCCUAUGGCUCAUGUCAAGGACGCGCUUCCUCCAAUACCAGAACUAGAAGUUAUUUCCACGGCGCAUCAGCAAGAUCAAUAUACACGGUGA
Mesoplodon densirostris (Blainville's beaked whale) is the source of this 933-nucleotide messenger RNA. It is a transcript of the gene TMEM156, whose product is annotated as transmembrane protein 156. The coding region runs from base 1 to 933 and encodes 310 amino acids. The transcript has 6 exons. The record is from RefSeq and is a predicted model, not a curated record. NCBI's taxonomy places the organism in Eukaryota, Metazoa, Chordata, Mammalia, Artiodactyla, Ziphiidae.